Messenger RNA from Porites evermanni, 699 nucleotides. Lineage: Eukaryota; Metazoa; Cnidaria; Anthozoa; Scleractinia; Poritidae. The record is from the annotation of a GenBank genome assembly.
AUGCCUGAAAAAGAUACAAGGCUGGAGAAGCUUGCUUUAGAGCUUUUUCGACGAGAAACUUCCCUUGUUUUGACAGAAUUCUUGGUUUGUGUUUUAGUUACAACCACCUCAAUUUUAGGCAACGUUUUCGUCCUCUUCGCUUUGUACAAGAAUCCAAGGCUACGAAAACCGUCAAACUUUUACAUUAUCUCGCGAACAAUGUCAGAUAUAACUUUUGCGGUAGCUGGCAUGACCUUGGUGUGCGUCACUUCGUUUGCCGGUCGUUGGAUUUUCGGGCCAACUCUCUGUUGGUUUCAAGCGUCUGUUGCUACAAUGUUGGGGACCGCGUCUUGGGUCAACAUGGCGCUCAUUGCCGUAAAUAGACUUCUUAAAGUUGUAUACCCCAACAUGCAUCGCAAAUUGGUGUCAGCGAGAACAAUUUUUAUCUCCAUUUUUGCCGCUUGGUCGUUCACUGGUGUUAUUCCACUAUCGUUUUAUAUAUUUGGAGUCAAGAAUAUAUUUCAUCCCGGCCAUCAGCUAUGUUUGUUUGAUUUCGGCACUGCAAGUUAUACGCUCAUCGCAUUAAUAGCCAUUUUCGAAACUUUUCUUCCUUAUAAAGUGAUCUUUAUUUCCUAUUUCAAAGUUUGGCGCUUCAUCAAAAGUCAUAAGAAAGCUUCAAAUGUCUACCUCGCGAGUAAACGUAGAAGAUAUAAAACUUAA